Messenger RNA from Amaranthus tricolor (Joseph's coat), 851 nucleotides. RefSeq lists its product as uncharacterized. Lineage: Eukaryota; Viridiplantae; Streptophyta; Magnoliopsida; Caryophyllales; Amaranthaceae. Bases 296 to 589 code for a protein of 97 amino acids. The transcript is spliced from 3 exons. The record is from RefSeq and is a predicted model, not a curated record.
GAAAGACACUGCGAUAAAAAGUUAGAUUUGGCAAAAGAUCAACUCUAUAAAAUUAGCUUUUUAUUAAUGCUUAAUUUUUUUAAGACAAUCCUUUUUCUGUAUCUGUGUUCACAGUCACUACUUUAUAUAUACAUAUAUUGACUUUGUGUAUAUCCAUUGAUUACAUACCCAAAUCUCACAAACAAUCUUCCUUGCCAACCCAUCAAAAUAAUGUAUAUAAAUUGCAACAUUUUGAUUUAAAAGAUCACAAAGUUGAGGAAAUUACAAAGCCAAGAGCAAUAUAUCUUCUCAUAAGAUGGCAUUACCCAAAUCUUUUCUUGUCGUGCUAGUCAUUGUUCUUGGAUUUUCUAGCAUCAUUAAGGCGAAUGCCGUCCCUUCUACAAGAGCCAAGCGUCUAAUGCAUGACAAUCUUGCAAAUGUCAAAGCUUCAAUGAGCUUCUACAAGGGUGGUAUAGAAGCAUUAAUGCAUGAUGAAGGGGAAAUCAUGGAAAGAAAGAUGAGAGAAAUAGAAGUGCAAGACUACCCUGGUUCCGGAGCUAACAAUCGCCACACUCCAAGGCCUCAAUUUAGUGGUUGUGUUGAUUGUUAGAAUUGAAUAGCCCAACCUAUAUUGAAAUUAAAGAAUGCUGAUCUGAUCUUGCGCAUUUUAUGUAUUCUUGCUACUAUAAGAUUAUAUAUGUAAUAACUAGUUAUAAUUAUUUUGUACUACUAAUUAUAUUAUUAUGUAUGGUCUUAGAUGAUGUUACUAGUUAUGGUUAACUCUGCUGCCUUAUAUUUGUGUACAUAAAAUGAUUGUAGGAAAUGUUAUUACUUAUCUUAUCAGCUAUAAUAAUUGCUGGUUCAGUCUUGUA